AUGCCUUUAGAUGAUCCCGAGUUCAUCGGUCGUUUCAUCUCACUGAUCAACGGUAGUAAGGGCAUCGAUGAGUACAAAAAGUCUGAAGGUGCAAAGACCCCUCCUAAUGUUACCGGCGCUGGCGAGGAUCGCUCCCCUUCCUUAACAUCACCAGAGGUCCACCCCAAGCAAAGCCCGCACGUUAGCGGCCUGAGAGCUUCUUACAAUACGCCUAAAACAGUAGCAUCAAGCCCACGUCUAGGAGCCGCCAACACUCAUAACGAAGACGUUGCCGAGGCUUUCGCCGCCUACGUGAACAGCGUGGAAACCCGUCCUUUGAGCGAGUCCAUAUGGGCUCCGGCAAACGUACGUCACCGAUCCGGUGGACCUUCGACCCUCGGUGGUGCUGCACAUUCUAAAGUCCUCAUCCCCGUCAAAGCCGUCGAACCCAAUCCGGCAAUCAAUGAGACUUUCGAUCGAAUGUCAUUCAGAGCAGCCGACGCCAAUCAGAAAAUGGGUGAGAAAUUGAUCGGCGACGGCCUCACACGAUCUGUUUUCUCCAAGGCACCCUCAACAAUGGUCAAUUCCGGAUCAUCAAUGCUCACUCAAGAAUCUAUCGUGACAGACAAGCUCCCGUUCGACCUCCAAACAGAGGGGGCAGAACCCCCUCACCUAAGCUCAACACAGAUUACCAGCCAAAAGCCCGUCACGAAUCCAGUUGCGACUACCGCAGUCGAGGAAGAUGACGAAACCCAUAACACCACUCACCUAAAAGCAACACGGGUUUCGGGCCUGAAGUCCGUCAUUAAUCCAUUUGUGACCCCAAAGCCCAGAACACCCCUCACCUGA
Molecule: messenger RNA, 828 nt
Organism: Letharia columbiana
Lineage: Eukaryota; Fungi; Ascomycota; Lecanoromycetes; Lecanorales; Parmeliaceae
Exons: 1
Coding region: 1-828 (275 amino acids)
Source: RefSeq, a predicted model, not a curated record